This is a messenger RNA of Myripristis murdjan (pinecone soldierfish), 1208 nucleotides long. RefSeq names its product prolactin 2 (gene prl2). The record is from RefSeq and is a predicted model, not a curated record. The transcript has 5 exons. The coding region runs from base 62 to 754 and encodes 230 amino acids. Gene Ontology annotation, cellular component: extracellular region. Gene Ontology annotation, molecular function: hormone activity. Gene Ontology annotation, biological process: response to nutrient levels; positive regulation of receptor signaling pathway via JAK-STAT. NCBI's taxonomy places the organism in Eukaryota, Metazoa, Chordata, Actinopteri, Holocentriformes, Holocentridae.
CCUUGCCAUACGCACUGGACGGUAGAAAAGCUGCAGCCUCUAUUGCUCCAAGCCCUGCAGGAUGCCUGAGAACUUCAGAUCAGUGUCUGCUGUGUGGGUGGGUCUGGUCUGUCUGUUGUUUUAUAGCAGACUGGUCAGGGUUGGUGCAGCACCCAUCUGUACCAAUGGCCAGGCCGGCUGCCACAUCCUCUCUCUAGCUGACUUGUUUGACCGGGUCAUCCAACAUUCAGCAAGGAUGCAUGGCAUCUCCAGUGACCUGCACUCAGAGUUUGAGCAGUAUUUCUUUCCCAGUAAGAAUCACAUUGGUCGGGUCAACCGCAUCUGUCACACCUCCACUAUCCUUACCCCCAAUGGCAAGGAGAAUGCUCAGAGACUGGCAAGAGAGGAGCUGACAGAAGUGAUUCUAAAGCUCCUGGUGGCAUGGAGGGAUCCUCUCUGGCACUUCCAGCAGAGCAUCGCUCACCACCAUGACUUCAACAACUUCAGUUCCAACAAAGCUCUGGAGAUGAGUGACAUGGUGCAUGAGUUACGUAAAGGUGUGGAGAAAGUCGCUGAGAAGAUGCAGAUGCUGGGGAUAAUCAGUAACUCCGUCAACAGCCUGACUUCUCCUGAGGCUCUGAUACCAUCUGACAGAGCUGAAUGGCGGCUGAUGAAGGACUACGUCCUGCUCUACUGCUUCCGCCGAGACUCAAACAAGGUCCAGAACUACCUGAAGAUCCUCAAAUGUCGCAUCAUUCCCCAGCAUGAAUGCUGAAGGCCAGAAAACAAUAAGGAUUGUGAAGUGCAGGAAAUGUCAGCAAAAUGUCAGCAAAAUGGAUCAGAUGAGAGUGUUUGAGACAUUAACUGAUUAAGACCCUCAUUUGAUCACUGGUCAGUAUAUUCCCUCAUAUCAUGAAUGGACUGCUAUUGGGGCCCAAAAGACUCAGGCCACCUCUUAGUUACUCCCUGAAGAAACAGCCAUUUGUAUAAAUGAUUAUGUUACAUAGUAAAAGUAUGCAUGUAAACCAUGUUGAGAUACAUGAGUGGAUCACAGAGAGGAUGGGGUGACUGUACAAUGUGAAUAUCAUAGCAAACUGUAUGAUGCAUAUCAACAGAUAUAGUUGUAGUAUCUAAAACAUUUCAAGAAACAUGGAUGGAAAUAGAAGCAAUCUUUCAUCUCUACAGACAAUAGAUACUGAUACUUCAAAUGAAAUGUGCUUUUGAAAUAA